This is a messenger RNA of Ectocarpus sp. CCAP 1310/34, 2201 nucleotides long. Lineage: Eukaryota; Phaeophyceae; Ectocarpales; Ectocarpaceae. The record is from the annotation of a GenBank genome assembly.
AUGGGGCUUACGCGAUCUGCGAAAGCCAAGAAGAGGCGGGGCAAGAAGAAGGAGAGCAAGCUUGCGCCCGAGGCAAAGGCGACGCUCACCACGGAGCAACGAGUGGCGGAAAUCCUGGCCAGGACAAGAUCUCCCGCUGCCAUCGCGACUGCGCCGACGGCUGGCGGCGGUGGCGGCGGCGACAGAGGCGGCAGCGAAGACCGGCCUUGGACGGGCGGAGAAGGAACGGGGACUUUCAGCGACUUCGCCAAGUCUUUGCGAGAUCUACGGCAGACCGGGGAACUGGACUUGAGCUCGGAGGGUGCGGCGGGCAGGAGCGGGCGCGGCUCGUCGGAAUCGCCACGCCCGAACCUAAGGCCGCCGCCGCCGGAACGCCCGUCCCCCCAACAACACCGCAACGACGAUGACGAGAGCAGCGGGCCGCUGGAUCUGUCCGGAUCCCUGGUGAUCGGCGAGGCCGACAUGGAGGUGGGUGGGUACGCCCGCGCUCGUAAGGCGGAGGAGGAGGAGCAGGAGGGGGAGGUACGACAACGGAGAGAAGGGGACGGCCGUGGUGGAGGUGGGGUCGGAGGGAGGGAAGAGAGCGAGCCGGCGGCGGUACCGGCUGCAAACAAAGCGCCUGAGGAGGAGGAGGAGGAGGAGGGGGGUCGAACCGAUGAUGGUCAGGGCUUGCCGCGAUCAGGGGCGGGGAGCGAGGAAACGGGUUACGACGACGAAGGUUUCGAGGAGCCGCCACCGGAGGAAGAAGCGGGGGAAGAGCACGGCGGGGAAAAGCAACAGCCACCAGGACACAAAGAACCAGAGCAGCGAUCUGCUGCAGGAGUCCCCGUUCCCGCCGACGUAUUCCCAGGCGGUGGUAGCGUUCGUGGCCGAACGGCCAGCCCUCUUUCCGGACCGAACCUUGCAGCCUUGACCACCGUGACCGGCGGCGGCGGUGGCGGCGGAGCAGCAGCAGCAGCAGCACCGGCCAGCCCAGGUGCCCGGAGCACCGCUAGCCUUCCGCCUGCGCCGCCCGCGUCGCCGCCCCCGGCCGUCGCUUCGCCGGAUCGCCGCCGGAGGGCCGAGGCAGGAGGAGGGCCUUCGGCGACGGUCGUGGGAACAACGCCCCUAGAGUCAGAGGCCUUCAGCGAGGAGCAGGAAGAGGCGCGGCGGCGCCGGGCUGCGCCCCAGCAGCAGCCCCCUCCUCCGUCGCCGCCUCCACCUCCCCCGCCGUCGCACUUACCGGAGGAAGAGCGAACGAGCGACGGCGCGUGGUAUUCCAGCGGCGGCGCGGGAGGCAGCAGCAGCAGCGGCGGAGGCGGCGGCGGCGGCGGUGGGCGGAAGAAGGCGGAGACGGCCUCUUGGGGAAGGGGGCAGGGGGCGACGCAUGAUCGUGAUCGGCCCGGGGCGGCGGUCGCGACGACAACAGCAACGGCGAUGACCCUUGCGCGGGACGUGACCCCGUCGUUCCUCCGAUACCCUUCCGCCGGCCGCGGCCGGGCGGCCCGCGGACCCAGCUCCGGCGGCGGCGGUGGCGGCGGCGGCGGCGGCUGUGCAGAGCCGUCGACGGUUGCUGCGCCCUCCGUACGGGUAAGCGACAACCGCCGGCCACGGCCUUCGACGGACGGUGGUGGUCUCGAUGGCGGUGUCGGACGGCACCCCGAGGGGGGACACGACCACGACCGUCCCGCCGCCUCCGCCGCCGCCUCCGCCGCCGCCGCCGCCGCGGGUGAUCUUCUUCUCCCCGGCAGGAGGCGGAUAGCGGACAGCCCCGUCACGUCCAGCGGGCUCUGGGACGUGCCCACGGCGGCUCCGUCGCUCGCGGAGCUAGAGUACCAGCUCCGAAAGCUGAGCCCGCUCCGCGGCAUGGCGGCCGGGGCAAGCAAGGCCCGCGGCGCCGGCGGCGCCGGCCGUGGCAGCAGGUCUCCCGCUCUUCAGAGCAGGCGCGGCGGCGCUCGCGGAAUCGGUGGUACCGGCGGCGGCAGUGGUACCCGCUCCAGGCGUUCCGAACAAAGGGGCGGGGGGUUCGAGGGGGCAAGCGCCGGUGGUGUCUCGAGCAAAACAGGUCGCAGCCAAUUCCGGGACAGGGAGGGAAGCAGAAGAGGGGGGGUCGGGCGCGGUGGAGAGAUGGGGGGGGCGGGGCAUGGCGAAGCGGAGCAGAGCCCUGCAGGCGUAUCGCAUGCCUACAACGCCAACGCACAGCUGUUCGAGGGGGUGUACUC